Linum tenue is the source of this 5398-nucleotide messenger RNA. The record is from the annotation of a GenBank genome assembly. NCBI's taxonomy places the organism in Eukaryota, Viridiplantae, Streptophyta, Magnoliopsida, Malpighiales, Linaceae.
GGACGGAAGCUCUUAAAGGCUUAAACUUUCCUCGAAUUGACUCCCUCUUAGUCUUUCAACUCAAUGGGAUGGUUAGUAACUCUAACGUUGAUACUCUGCACCUGCCACGCGGAGGCGGCGGCGGAGGAGGAUCGUUCAAGACAACCUGAGCGGCUGAGUUCGCUGACUGAGGAGCUGCUGCGGAUAGCGAGGGAGCCGGAUUUCUUGGGGUGGCUGAGAAGCGUCCGGAGGCGAAUCCACGAGAACCCGGAGCUGGCUUUCCAAGAAUUCAACACGAGUCAACUGGUGAGAUCAGAGCUCGACUCACUCGGCAUUCAGUACACCUGGCCGGUGGCGGAGACCGGCGUUGUUGGUUCGAUCGGAUCAGGGUCGCAGCCGUGGUUCGGCCUGCGAGCAGACAUGGAUGCUCUGCCCAUUCAGGAAAUGGUAGAGUGGGAACACAAGAGCAAGAACAAGGGCAGGAUGCAUGCUUGUGGCCACGACGCCCAUGUCGCAAUGCUACUCGGCGCUGCCAAGCUGCUUAAACUUAAAAUGCCGAUAUAAAGGUAAACCACCUUCAUAAACUACAAUCAGUCUACCGUGAUCUUAAUUUAUUUCUUUCGUGGUAAUCAACUCUCUUAACUCGUCAUCCGGAGAAGGGCACUGUGAAAUUGGUCUUCCAACCAGGAGAAGAAAGUCGAGCUGGCGCUUACCACAUGCUCCAAACCGGUGCUCUGGACAACAUCCAGGCAAUGUUUGGCCUCCACGUGGCACCCGAGAUGCCGGUCGGCUCAAUCGGUUCCAGACCAGGAACAUUCCUCGCCGGCUCAGGAAGGUUCUUGGCCUCCGUCAAAGGGAUCGGCGGGCACGCCGCCCGGCCACAGGACACAAGGGACCCAGUUGUCGCUGCUUCCUUCAUCAUCCUCGCCCUCCAGCAAAUCAUCUCCCGCGAAACUGACCCUCUUCAAGCUGGGGUGAUAUCAGUAGGAUUCGUGGAGGGCGGCCGAGCGGAGAACGUGAUCCCGGAAACGGUGAAGCUGGGGGGCACCUUCCGAAGCACGACCGCGGAAGGGCUAGAUGAUCUCAGGCAGCGGAUCAGAGUGGUGGUGGAGGGACAAGCGGCAGUCCACCGGUGCAGUGGCUCGGUGGACUUCAUGAUGGAAACCAUGAGGCCGUAUCCGCCAACCGUCAACCACCGAGAAAUGUACGGCCACGCCAAGCUGGUUGGAGAAGCACUGCUGGGGGAAUCAAACGUGACGCUACUUCCGCCGAUCAUGGGGGCAGAGGAUUUCAGCUUCUACUCUCAGAAGAUGAACGCCGCCUUCUUCAUGAUUGGUGCUAGGACGACCAAAGUGGGCCCACGACCAGUGGAGCCGCUGCAUUCACCACGACUCGUCAUUGACGAGGAUGUGCUCCCCGUAGGAGCAGCUCUCCAUGCUGCUGUCGCCAUUUCCUACUUGGACGCCGGUGGUGUUGCUGCUGCUGCGGAAUGACAAGAAACUGGAUAUAUUGAUAGAUGAUAUCGUAGUAGAGAUAUUCCAGAACACGAAUUUGUCAUCCUAAAACUUUUUUACCGGUGUUAAUGAUGGCUUUGUAGUAAGUUCUUAUGGCUUUGGACGUGUAUUAAUCGAGUCAAUAGAUGAAGAUGGUUUUCUUUUCUUCAUUAUAGAACCCCACCAACGGAAUAGAGCUCGACGAACCAGACCGAACCCUUUAACCCAGAGUGAGGUAGCCGGGCGGGGAACCUGGCAAUGGCCUCCCCCACGCCCACGGCGGAGUCGCAUGCGGCCGGUCCAGUUGUUGCUUCUUGCUGAUCAUUUACUGAUGUUGGGUCAUUCUCUUGGUUUUACCGUCGCCGGCAAUGAACAUCCAGGGUUGGAGUCACUGACUAAGGAACUCACGGCAUCGGCAAAGGAGCCGGAGUUCUUUGAGUGGACGAGAGGGAUCAGACGGAGGAUUCAUGAGGUUUUCCACAGCUAGGUUUUGAAGAGCACAGAACUAGUGAGAUCAUUCGAGCAGAGCUUGAUUUACUUGGGAUUGAUUAUAAAUGGCGAGUUGCUCACUGUGGUGUGGUCGCUUCCAAUGGAAACGGUGACAAGCAAGUUUUUGCUCUCAGCGCCAACAUGGAUGCCCUCCCUCUUCAGGAAAAGGUAGAGUGGGAGCACAAGAGCAACAUUGACGGGAAGAUGCAUGCUUGCGGCCACGAUUCUCAUGUUGCAAUGCUCCUUGGUGCCACCGAGUUACUCCAUGCCAAAAUUGACACACUGAAGGGAACUGUCAAGCUUGUAUUCCAGCAAGGGGAAGAGGGUUAUUCUGGUGCUUACCAUAUGUUACAAGACAGUUGUCACGUUGGUCUGAAUGCCAUCAUAAGCAUACAUGUUCUGCCCUCAGUGCCUACUGGAUGCGAUUGCUUCAAGAGCUGGUCCAUUUCUUGCGGGAGCUGGGCUCUUCUCUGCAACAAUCCAUGGAGUUGAAGCCAUGCCCCAUCCCAUCAUAUGGGUAGAGACCUGAUUCUGGCGGCAUCUACUGCAAUAGUUGCUCUCCAAUAGAUCGUAUCACGAGAGACUGAUCCACUUGAGGCUGCAGUGGUGACAGUGGGAUUGAUGGAAGGAGGCAAAGCAGGAAAUGUAAUUCCCGAUUCAGCGUGAUAUGAAGUUACUUUUAGAAGUCUAAGCACAAAAGGUCUGCACAUCCUUCAAGGGGGAAUUAAAGAGAUAAUCGAAAUGCAGGCAGCAGUGCAUAGGUGCAAUGUCACAAUGGACUUCAUGGAGCACAGACAUCUCCCACAUCCCCCCAUGAUUAACGAAGAAGCAGUUUAUAAGCAUUUCAGGAUGGUUGGAGAACUCUUACUUGGGGAAUCCAAUGUGCACACUUUUCUAGUCACCAUGGGUGCAGAGGAUUUCAGUUCCAUCUCGGGGAAGAUGCCUGCUACAAUUUUUUUCACUGGAAUAAAGAACGAGACUCUGAAAUCAGAUCAGCCACUUAACUCGCCUUAAAUUCUUGAUUGAUGAGGAAUCACUCCCUGUUGGUGCAACUCUUAAUGCAGCUGCUGCAAUCUCCUACUUGGAUAGCCACACGAUGCUUGUCCAUUGUGAUGAACCAGAAUCUCCUUUACCUUUUGCAACAACUAUCAUCUAGGAAAGUCCUCAUCUUCAAUAGAGGGCGUAGUCCCUGAUAGAUCUAGUAGUCUUAAGAUAUGCCCUCCCCAUCUUUAUGUGAAGAGAACCAAUCGAAAGAAGUUAGUGGUAACAUUAUGGGGACUGUGCCUCUUACCUGUGCUAUGAUUAACAGUGAAAGCAACUGCAUUCCUGACUUGAGAACGGAAAUGAUGUUCUCCAGCAAACAAGAUCAGUUAGAAUAGGCCACACUGCAGGCGAUAGCUCAAAGGAAGCAUUGCCAGAUGAUCUUUGAACCCUUAUUUAAGGACAGAGAGAACAAAGCCAUUCCCCAUAGCAGGUACCUUGAAUUGUUAUCAUGCAGCAGCAUAGUAGAGUAUUCCAAGAGCAACUAGGUACAAAACCCAAUCAAUUAAGUUUGAAGUCGCAUGUACGUGAAAUUACACAAGCAACGAAAAGCCCAAUCAACAGCAAUGUUUCAGAAGGAGGUGGUUCCCCGUGAAAAAUUGUUGUCCCUCCUUCGGAUUACCUCCAUAUGGACAGAACCACAAAUCUGGAGCAGAAGAUGCUGUCAUUAACCAACACCAAGAAUCCACAGUUUAAGCUCUAUACCCAACUGCAACCCAGUAUUUUUCUAAGCCCUCUCUCCUUCAUCUUUUCUCUAAGAAGAGAAACAUCCAACCAACGAUCUGAUGCAGCAUAAAUGUCAGACAGCAGCACAUAAUUCGCGGCAUUUUGUGGUUCAAGCUCAAAUAGUCUAGUGGCAACUUUCUCACCCAACUCAAGAUUAACAUAAAGCUUACAAGCUCCAAGAAGUGCACCCCAAGCACAUGCAUAAGGCUCUAAAGGGCACGAUACUAGAAGCUGGUAAGCAGCUUCAAGCCGUCCUGCCUUACUCAGAAGAUCAACCAUGCAUGCGUAGUGGUCAGGAGUUGGGACUAAGGAGUACUUAUCCGUGAGAGUAGUGAAAAAAUUCCAACCCUCUUCCACAAGGCCAGCUCGACUACAAGCUGACAAAAUCACUGUAAAGGCAACCUCAUCUGGAACCAACCCCUCAUCUAGCAUCCUAUAGAAUAGUUCAAUUGCUUGAUCACCACGCCCAUCAAUUGAAUAUCCUUUUAUCAUAGAACAAUACGUAAUCAAAUCAUGCUGAGGCAUUCUGUUGAACAAUACUUCUGCUCUAGCCAUGUUCCCGCACCUUGCAUUCAUGCCAAUAAGGGCAGCCAUGACAUGAGCUUGACAAGCAUCAAUCGAGGUUUCGCUCAGGUAGUAAUCAACCGAUUUGGCCAAAUCCAAGCUACCUAUCUGUGCACAAGCUGACAUCAAGCUCACCACGAUGAAUUCAUCAGGUUUAACACCCCCAGACUCCAUUUCUUUAAACAUUUCCAAAGCCUGCUUUGGCAUACCAUUUUGAGCAAAUCCCGAUAUCAAUGCUGACCAUGCCACAAUAUCUUUCUCUGGACAAGAUUCGAACAAUGCCAUUGCAGAAGCCAUAUCUCCGGACUUGGCAUAUCCAUCAAUUAAAACAGUAUAAUCAACCACAUUCUUUCGAGGCAUUUCAUCAAACCACUUUCUCGCACCAACAAUGUCUCCGGUUUUGACCAACCCAAUGAUCAUAGCAGUCCAGGAGACCGAAUUCCUCACUGGCAUUCGGCCAAACACAUUCCUAGCAUUGCCCAUGUCCCCAGCAUUUGCAUACCCAGCAACCAGUGCUGUCCAACACACAACGUUUCUAUCUGGCAUUUCGUCGAACACUUUAUCUGCACUUAUCAUCUCAGUACAUUUACCAUAAAAGUCAAUCAAACCCGAACCCACGAACAUGUCAACUGCGACCCCGUAUCUAAUCGCCGACCCAUGAACAAUUUGACCUUCUCUCAACUUACAUUCACGCGAACACAAGGUCAGGAGGGAAGAGAGAGUGUACUCAUCUGGGGACGCACUAUCACUCUUCUUCAUCCUCGUAUAUAGCAGAAAUGACUCCCUGGAACGGGAAUUCCGAGAAUAACCUUUCAACAGAACGUUGUAGAGCAAGGUGGAAGGAGCGAUCACUCUGUUGAAAACCGAGGUCGAGUACGAAAGAGAGGCCGACAGUGACGUUAAUAGCUUCAGUAUAUUGGAGAUGGUCCAAUGGUCUUGCUCGAGGCCUCUGCAAAUAAUGUGAGCGUGGAACUGCUGAAGAUGGCAAAGGGUUUUGCAGGAUUGUAUCAGAAGACGGAUUGAAGGCCUGGUAGACAACUUCAACAUUGCCUACAUUCAUCUGCCAAAGAAACCGAAACAAACUCCACCGCGGCGGGGAAGGUAAG